CUAUAAAUCCUUCACCAUGGACCCACCGGGGUUAGCACGGAGCUGAAUCUCCGCCGGCUCGCCGAUGAGCCUCCCCGCUAGCCUCGGCCGCCGCUGGUGCGGCUUCGCGGCCGUCCUUUGCCUCUGCGCGUUCUACUGCAACGCAGAGCCGAUCGAGCCUCUGCCCUUGCCCGACACGCCGGCGAGGUCGCUGCAGUGCUUCGAGGACGGCCAGGUGUACGGGUGCUGCGACGACGCGUACCGGCUGAGCCCGGCGGGGAUCAUCGGCGUGCCGCCGGGCGCGGUGGACUACUACUGCGGCGGGCAGUGCGUGGUGGAGACGGAGGACGUGCUCAACUGCGUGGCCAGCGCGCUGGACGGCUUCAGGUUCUACAACGGCGCCUCCGUCGAGGACGUGCGCUACGCCCUCAGGAGGGGGUGCAGCCACACUUUCAAAAGAGGGGACUUCAACGACCUGGAGCCGCCGCUAGGCGACUACCCGAACAUCUACGGUGACAGCGGCGGCGACAGGAUUAUGUCUCAUCAUAACAUUCUCGCUGUUGUCCUCGGUGCCACGUGGCUCCUAUUUCACGUCCGCUGAAGAUAGAACUCCCAAGUUGCUGUUUCUUGGGGUAAUAGUACAACUUUUGUUUUCGACUUUACACACCAAGGAAAUUAUCUCCUACAGUAUGUUAGAGCAUC
Molecule: messenger RNA, 681 nt
Organism: Lolium perenne
Lineage: Eukaryota; Viridiplantae; Streptophyta; Magnoliopsida; Poales; Poaceae
Source: RefSeq, a predicted model, not a curated record